AUGGAUGAAUCAGACCAUUGUACUUUGUGUGCAGAUGGAGCAUUGGAAUUUGCAGUAAAAAAAAACUUUCCCGUUGAAUUUGUGGAGGGCAGAGACAUUCCCUUGGAUGGUCUCAAUGCCGGUUUAAAUAAUAGCCCAGGCGACACAGUAACAGCUAUUGCCAUGGAUUGCAAGGGCAAUUUGGCCUGCGCGGCAUCGUCAGGUAACAAUAAAGCCCAGAAAACGCGAAUAAGAGUUGACGAGAGUUGGCAGUCACGAAUUUUCGUAUGAACAAUUCAAGCUAGAGCUUUAGAUUAAGAAAAGAUUAGGUGUGCGUUCCAACUAUGUUUCAACUUGAAAGCAUUAGGACUAGCUAACCAAAAUCAUGUGUCUGUCAAUUCUCGUACACCCACAUGUUCGUUUGAUCAGGGAUUAAUAUGAUUAACUCAUUAUGAAAUGCUGGUUCCUGCCAUGUCUAUAAUAGAAACACACCUUGUAGAUAGAACAUGCGACUAAAAACACUAAAAGUGAAUUACGACAACGACCAUGCAGUAUAUAUAUACUAUAUUUGAAUUUUUAAAGGUGGUAUACCAGGUAAAUCUAAAGGUCGUGUCGGUGAUGUACCGCUGGUAGGCUGCGGCGGUUACGCAAAUGAAUACGGAGCAGCAGCUGCAUGUGGGCACGGAGAGUCGAUAAUAAGAAUGACCGUGGCAAAAGAAGUGGUUUAUAACAUGCAAAAACUGAAUCAAUCUGCUCAGGUUAGGUUCAAAAAUUUCCAAAUUAAUUUAUUUUCAAAGCUUUUAGAUAACUGCAUGCCUGUACAAACACUUAGACGGGCGUCAUCCUAAGCCAAUUAAAUUAGAACUGCCCAUUGCAACAAGGAGAGCAUAUCAUGAGGACGGAAGCAUAGUUGCUCGGAAAAUUAUGAAUUGCACAAGUCCAGAAUGGUCAUUUCCUCCAUUUUCGGAAUCAAGUUUUCUUUUGUUUUGUUUUGACCUUAAAUCUCUGUAUGAAUAUAAUUAAUUUAUAUCAUUAUCAUUCUCAUAUAAAACUCCAUGAGACUUCGAUCAAUUUUGGAAAGCCCAUGCAUUCUAAAUUUUACAACUACCCAUCAUUUAGAAAUGUCCAUUUUGGAAAAUAGCAUGGCUUAAGAUGAUCCCAGUACUUAGAAUAAUAAUAGUGCAACUACUGUAUCUGUAACGACUGAAUCAGUGAUUGGAAUGUUUCAUUAACAUUUCAUUGUUUUAGAAACCCAACCUAACUAUUCUGCAUCAGAUUCUUUAUAUUUCCGCAUUGUUUUGA
This is a messenger RNA of Paramuricea clavata, 1281 nucleotides long. NCBI's taxonomy places the organism in Eukaryota, Metazoa, Cnidaria, Anthozoa, Malacalcyonacea, Plexauridae. The record is from the annotation of a GenBank genome assembly.